Messenger RNA from Bursaphelenchus okinawaensis, 2205 nucleotides. The record is from the annotation of a GenBank genome assembly. Lineage: Eukaryota; Metazoa; Nematoda; Chromadorea; Rhabditida; Aphelenchoididae.
AUGGUGGCUCAGCAGAAGAUUAAGGACAGUUCUGUUGAAGCCACUGACGGAUCGGUGAAACCAGGCUCUCCCAAGUCUCGUCUGGCCAUGUUGAAGAGGUCCAACAAGCAGAAAAGUAAGUCAAGAUCGAUCGAUACUUCAAGUUUUGAUUUAUUUAUGAAAUUGGUGGUAAAUAGACGUUUAUGGGUAUAAAAUGUUACAGUAAGGAUAUUUUACAAAUGAGGUUACUUUGAUGGGCUUCUGAUUAAUGUUUUGCAUAAUUAAUGACCAAAAAUUAAUUUUAUUUUUGGAUUCCAGAGAAAUCAAUAGUUUUGUUUGCUUUUUCGUUAUUAUUUUUUGUAGAUUUGUAUUGAAAAAAUAAUUUUUAUAAAGAAAGACUUUUUGUUGAACUGAUACACAACACAAUAUUAGUAUACUAACAUGAAAUAAAUUUAGAUGCUGCAAACAACGAUCCGUUUCGCUUCCAAGGCAACGGCGUCGACUUCAAAGGCAAAUUGAUUGGAGAGCGUGAUGUGCCUGAAGCUCGAGGCGAUGGGAUGUGUGCCGAUGCCAUGCGAGCGGCCAAGUUGGCUGUGAAACAGGCGGGAUCACACAAACAGCGGAUCAUCCUCAACAUCUCAAUCGACGGGUUGAAGAUUAAGGACGAGAAGAGCGGGGUAAGUGCAGUGUAAUGUAAUGCUUUACUGUUUAGGCCAUCUUGUACAACUUCCCUGUAUCCAAGAUUUCAUUCAUCGCCAGGGAUACCACGGAUGCUCGUGCUUUUGGAUUCAUUUUUGGAAAUGCUGAUGGGAAGUACAAGUUCUACGGAAUCAAGACAGCUCAAACAGCAGACAACGCUGUUCUGUCGAUUCGUGACAUGUUUCAAGUGGUCUUCGAGAUGAAGAAGAAACAGAUCCAGGAGAUGAAACAGAAGAAGGAAGAAGAAGCAGCUGAGGUGAGUUCUUUACAUGUUAUUAUUGAAUUUUAAUUACCUUGAUUUUGUUUUAAAUAAUUUGUGAAAUAUUGAGGUUUCUCAACUUUAUCGACUUGUUUGUUUACAAUAAGUUACGGUUUGCAGAAUCUGAAGAAGGAGAACAACUACCGGAUCGAAGACGGCGUUCCGUGCGCCGAUCUUCUGGAUUUGGAAUCGGAACUACAGGUCAUCGAACAAGGAUGCAACCAACUACAACACAUUCCGUCGAUGCCCGAGGAUUCUGUCGAUCCGUUCGGCGAUUCCUUCGCCACGCCAGUACGUCAGCCCGUGAAUAACGUGCCGUUGAACGGCGACGCCUUCUGGGGAACACCAAAUGUAUUUAACCCACCAGUCCAGACAUAUCAGCCAGCACCAGUGUUACCGCAGCAACAACAGUUCAACGCUUUCCCUGUGAGUUUUGAUACGUUUGGUGGACUUUUUUUUAUAAUGUUCAACACGUCAGGGUAACUUUAUAAGUGUUUUUAAAUUAUGGGAUUUAACAAUAUCUUAUCAUAGUGUUGUUAUUAAUUGUAUAAUAUGAUAUUUUACUAAGGAUCUUUUCAGGGUACAAAUCCGUUUGCCAACACUGUAGCCUCGACGUUAAACGCCCCGGACCCGUUUGACACUCAAAGUGCACAACGGGUGAUCAGUGCCAUCAACACGACCCAAUCGUACGGCCUUCCUCAACCUCCACAACGUCAGCCACCAGUUGUCGAUGUCAGUAGCCACAUGUUCUCUUCAAGGGCAAGCUCUACUCACGAAUCCAACGGUCAAACCUCACCAGAAAUCGACUGGGGAAUCUCAACAUCGUCAGCCUCGUCUUUCAAAGAGAACAGUGCUCCAUCGUUCGAGGACAAAGGAUUCGACGACUUGGCCAAGUGAGUUUGUAUUUUUUGUUUUGAAGUUAGGUUAAGGUUGCAAAUUGAAGUUUUAUAUUCUUUGGAAAGUGUUAUGUUUGAUAUCAUAAGGAUGUUUUAAUGUUUUUUGCCAUUUUCAGACGAUCCUUCGACAACGGACGCGUGACAACACUAGAAGAAGCCUUCUCGAAACUGGUAGACAUGGAAAAGCUGGUUCCCACCCAGAACCCACCUCCGGAGACAAAGAAGAACCCUUUCGAGCACAUUAUCAACCCUCCCAAAAUGUCACUCAAUUCUCUGAGUGGACCUCCGCCAGCCUUCCCACCGGUCCAAGGCCAGCAAAUAGUGAACCCGAGUGGGGGAAGAGAUCCCUUCAACGACGACUUCUUCAACUGA